Messenger RNA from Lucilia cuprina (Australian sheep blowfly), 4506 nucleotides. RefSeq lists its product as uncharacterized. Lineage: Eukaryota; Metazoa; Arthropoda; Insecta; Diptera; Calliphoridae. Gene Ontology annotation, biological process: signal transduction. Bases 1140 to 3491 code for a protein of 783 amino acids. The record is from RefSeq and is a predicted model, not a curated record. The transcript is spliced from 9 exons.
GGGCAAAAUGGCGUUUUUGUAGUUGUAAAGUGGUAGUGACUGAAACAUUCGUACUAAAAAAAUAAGAAAAAUUCUUUACUAUUGGAUAAUUUUCAUUGAAAGAAUCUCAUUAAAUACUAAUUAAUAUUAAGUUAAGAAUAACAAAAAUACUGCAGAAAAUCUUACAGAAUGUGAAAGAAGAAAGAAAAUGAAAUUAUUGUUAAAGUAUAUCUAAGGCAAGAAAGACACACUCAGAAAUGAAAAAGUUAAAUACACACAUCAUUAAGAAGAACUAAGAAAAAAAUAGUUCUUAAAAGUAUAAUUAAUAAAUUUAAGCAAUAUAAUUAACUAAUAUUUGUUAACAAAGAUAAAAACAGAAAAAAGUUAAUGGUUUCAAAUGGUAAAAAUGUGUUAAAAAUCAUUGUGGCCCCAAACCAACGACCUCAAUUAAUAAAUUUUGUAUGUUUGUUGUUUUUGUAUGUCAACCUCCAAUGGACAUAAAAAUGUUGUGUGUCACCAAUUAAGGUGCUGCUGCCGUGUGAAGUGUUUGCUGUGUGUAUUGACUGCAAAAAACGAAGAAAAAUUAAAGAAAAACAUUUUUUUAUUAAAGUGCAAGUGAGGAGUUUUUUACUUUUCUGCAAUUCACUUUUUUCCUACUAGAUUUUGUAAGUGCAACAAAAGAAACUCAUAGUAAUUACAACUACGAAGUGAAAUCAAAGAAAAGGGAGAAUUAGUGGAAAACAAAGAAAAAGAAAAGUAAAUUUAGUGCAUUAUUGAAAAGUGAAUUAAUUUGUAUAAACAAAUAAUGUAUUGUUUUGUAAAUUUAUGUUAUUGAAAUUUGUUUUCCUGUUUUUUUUUUUUGCAUUGUUAAAAUGAGGCCAGAAGGAAAAUUUCUUUUAAUUUUGUGUAGUAAUUCUCAUUUAAUGGCGAAAUAAAGUUUGUCUUACCUAUAGAUCCGCACUCGGAAUGAAUUGCUAAUACAGACGGCCAACACCUAAUUUAACAUUUAACGUUGUUAUGGCAAAUUAGUCUUCUGGUAUCAACUCUGCGAAAAGGGUGCUAGUUUUUUAAUAAAAAAAAUAUUAAAAAUUUGUCUCCACAAAAUUGAAGUUUCAACAAUUGAUUUAUCAGAGAAAGUUAAAAAAAAUCUAAACUUCAUCAUGGAACUAAAAGUAUGGGUAGAAGGUAUACAACGUAUUGUUUGUGGAGUUACGGUGAAUACAACAUGUCAAGACGUUGUUUUUGCUUUGGCACAUGCUACGGGCAAAGUGGGACGUUUUACUUUAAUAGAACGUUGGCGUAAUAAUGAAAGGCUGCUGGCACCAAAUGAAAAUCCUUUAAAAUUAUUAUUAAAAUGGGGUGAAUAUGCCAAUGAUGUACAAUUUAUAUUGCAACGUUCAGAAAGUAAACAGCAACAACAGCAGCAGCAACAUAUGAAACAAGAAAUGCAUCAACAACAACAACAGAAUACAACUAAUAAUACUAAUAAUAACAAUAGUAAUAAUAUUAUUAAUAAUAAUAACAACAACAAUAAUAAUAACAAUGAAAGCACAACUGUGAUGUUAAAUAAAAAACCUUUGGGUUUAAGCAAUAUUAAUAACAACAACAACAAUAAUAAUAGUAAUUUAAAUAAACAAAACUCUAAUAAUAGUACUAGUAAUACAAUUGAUAAUGCAUUAAAUGCUAAUACAACAAUAACUGCAGCAGCUACUACACAACAACAGCAACAACAUCAAAAACCUUUAACCAUGGAAUUGAGUUUGAAUGCAGCACAUGAACGAGCCAAAGAAUUAAAGAAAAGUUUUGGUGCCGUUCAUGAUGCAAAAUACUCUGAAAAUAUUGGUAUUGUUAAGGGUAUACCACAACGCAAUAACAACAGUAACAACAACAACGUAACGGCGACUGCUGCUUCCACAACAAAAAACACAACAACCACUACAUCAACAACAUCUUUAAUACCACGUCAUGAAAAAUCUCAUUCAAAUCCCAUUGAAAUGCCCUCAAAUACUAGCAGUGCUAACAAUAACCUUGGACAUUUUGAUGCUGGUAAUAUUUUAUUUAAAGGAAAUGGUGCUUAUCAAGAACAAAACAACAAUAAUAACAACCAUAAUAAUACAACAAAUAAUAUUUAUCAACAAUUGGGUGCUCAUAAUAGUAAAUCUAUAAAUGAAAUUAAUUUAGCUGAAGUACGUAAUGCUUUAGAUCGUCGUAAUAUGCUAACAACAACAACAACAACGAAUAAUGCUACUACUGUUUCAAACACAAACCAAAACUCAAGUAUGAGUGGUAGUGCUGAAAUAAUAUUUAGUAAUACAAAACAACCAACUUUAAAUAUGAAUAAUUCGAAUCAAAGCAACGAAAAUCUUUUAGAUAUAUUUAAUGGCAAUACACUAGCAACUAUAACAACAAAUGGCAAUAAUUCUAAUACAAAUAAUAAUGCAAAUAGUAAAUUUUCACCUAAUUCACCUAAUGAUUUAUAUAAACAAGCUACUACUAUAUCGGCUAAUGGUGCUUUAGUGCCACCACCCUAUAGAGAUCCACCACCGCCACGUAAUAGUCCUCUACAGCAGCAACUAAAUUCAAAUUUCUCUUCACAAUCGGUUUCACCACAACAUCCAGCCAAUGCUUUAUAUUCCAAUCAACCAUUGUCACCCACUAUGCAACAACAACAACAACAAUCAGAUUAUGCCGACUAUGCGGAUUAUCAGCAAAUAAAUGAUUUAGUUUUACCCACAAAUAUGGAUGAAAGUGAAAGUAUUUUCCAGGCCACACAAUACAAUGAUCUGCUACAAUUGAUUAAGUUUCAACGUGAAAAAAUCAAUCAACAACAAAUGGAAUUGAGUAAAUACGAUGCUGAAAUUGUUUAUUUAGAGUCUAAGGAACGUGAUCAGGCUCAGGAAUUAGAAGCUAUAUCAAGAGAAAUCACUAAAGCUGAUCAAUUGUUUCGUCAAGGCAGUGAACAGUUGCAAACUUUACAAUAUGUUGAAGAGGAAAAUGAAUUGGUUAAACAACAAGAGAAAACUCUUAAGUCCGAAAUUGCUUUGUUACGUUCGAAAUUGGCCAAUUGUGAAACGGAGCUGUUGCAGUGUAAAAACAAAAUACGUUUACUAAUGGAUGACAUAGAAAUCGAACAGAGAGCCAUUACAAAUUCUAAGCAGAAUAUAAGACAAAAUGUCGAACGUGACUUCCUAAUGGAAAUGGAGCGUAUACAAACUGAUAUUGAUCAAGCCAUACACAAUACUGAUUCCUCUAAUAAAACAGCUGAAAGUUUGAAAAAGGAAAUUUUGCUAAUAGAAACUGCUAUAGCAGAGAAGAAGAGACAGGUGGAGCAAUUGGUUAACGAAAUGAAAGAGGUAAAUCUACAAAGUUUAACCGUAACAACAUCAGAGGAAAUUAAACAUUUAUUGGAAGGUUCUAAUAAACCUGGCAGUAGUCGACGUAUAAUAGGUUCACCAAGACAAUUAGAAAAUGCUGUACCAACUAGUAAAAAUCCUCAUGGAGUUUGGGUUUAAAUGGAGAAAAACUUUAAAUAACUACAAUAACUAAAUUUUCUUCUCUAAUAGUUUUUGUUUAAUUAACAAAGAAACAACAGCAAACAACACAACAAGAAAAACUAACGAACUUAUAGAAAUAUAUAGAAAUAAACAAAAAAGGGAACAAAAUAUAAUGGAAUACACAAGAUGUAUGUAUUAACCGAAACAUAUCGAUUUAACACAAACAAACUACAGCUUACAAAAACAAACAACUUAAAAAAAUAAGAAAAAAAAAAUAAAAUAAACAAGAAAUUUAUAUUCAAAAUUUUUGACAAAUAAUUAAAAUAUUUAAAAGAUUUACUUUUGAAAAUUGCUAAAACUAGUAAACAUAUUAGUUGAUGUAUUAGUUAUUUUUUUUUAUUCCAUCAUAUCUAUAAACAAAAAGACGAUCUCUUUACAUGUAUAUCUUAAACAUAUUAUUAAUGAACAAAAAACACAAAACUUCAUCAUAUCAAGAAAAAAAUUUAACAAACAUUCCAUUUUAUUAUUCUAACACAAAUUUUUGUUAUUUUAAACAAAUUUAAUUUUUUAUACAUAAUUCUAAUUUUACUUACUGCCUUUUUGGAAACAAAUUUACUGUUUAUGCUUAUUUUUUUUAAACACACAAAAGUUCAAAUUUUUUUACACUUUUUGCAAACAAAUUUAUAGGGAAGUAUUAAAUAAAAUUUAUUUUUUUAUUUAGCCAUUGUUUGGUGUCGAAUUUGUUUGUUGAGAAUUUUAUGUAUUUAAUUAAAAUUUAAUUACUUUGACAUUAUUUUAUUAUUUUUUUUUUGAGUUUUGUGUUAAAGAAAUAGUAUUAGUCGACAUCAAACAAAACUAUCGAAUUCUCUAGUUAUAUACAUUUCACAUUUUUGCUGACUAUUUCAACUCACAAGUUUUCUAUUAAACGAAAAUGGAAACAAAAAAAAUGCUAAUCCCAAAAUGCUCUAUAGAAAAGAGAAAAUUUCUGAAAGUUGUCUUUAAAAAGAAAUUUCUAUAGAAAAAUUUUAGUUUA